Amphibalanus amphitrite is the source of this 2069-nucleotide messenger RNA. RefSeq names its product aquaporin-9-like. Lineage: Eukaryota; Metazoa; Arthropoda; Thecostraca; Balanomorpha; Balanidae. The coding region runs from base 275 to 1309 and encodes 344 amino acids. Gene Ontology annotation, molecular function: water channel activity; urea transmembrane transporter activity; glycerol channel activity. Gene Ontology annotation, biological process: glycerol transmembrane transport; water transport. The record is from RefSeq and is a predicted model, not a curated record. Gene Ontology annotation, cellular component: basolateral plasma membrane; plasma membrane. The transcript has 6 exons.
AAUUGCUCGUCGAACAGAUAUGAGCACUGUCACUUCGAGGGCCGAUGUGACCACCGACACUGACUCGCCAGAUAUCUGUGGGGCGGCGCUGAAGAGAGGCGGACCGACGCAACGUCUGACCUGACCCGACCUGACCUGACCGGAACGCACCCGGUCGACUGGUCCUGACCUUUUCCGAUCCAUGAUCUAAAUUAACCUUCUCAGUCCCUUUACGACCAUUCCCAGCCCGAACCGAUCAGAUUUUAAAUCCGACUUGAUCUGACCUGCCGGUGAGAUGAUAAUUCCCAUGGACCGAGUGCGGCGGGCGUGUCGGAUACGCCACCCCAUUAUCCGAGAGAGCCUGGCCGAGCUGAUUGGAACAGCCACGCUGGUGUUUUUCGGCGAUGCGGCCAUCGCCAACAACAUGAUCAUCGGCAGCACCACCGCGACCGUGGUGAACGUGCCUCUUGGGUACGCCACGGCCCUGGCUCUGGCCGUCUACGUGUCGGGCGGCGUGUCAGGAGGUCACGUAAACCCCGGUGUGACCUUGGGAAUGUGCCUGACCGGUCGCUGUGACCUGAACCGGCUGUUGCCCUUUACGAUCGCCCAAUUUCUCGGCGGAUUCCUCGGCGCUGCACUCACUCACGGACUCUUCUUUGAUGUUUUCCAAGAUGAUUCCCAGCAUACAGACGAGCUAUAUGCUGCUGUUUUCGCGACAUACCCCAAUGGAUUCAUAUCUACUGGAGGAGCGUUCCUGGACCAGGCCAUGGGCACUGCGAUGCUGCUGUUUGGGAUCAUGGCCGUCACCGACCGACGCAACAUGGAGGUGCCCAAGGGCGGGGUGGGCGCCGCCAUUGGCCUGGUGCUCUUCGGGGUGAUCACUGCCAGCGGCUCCAACACGGGCGCAGCGCUCAACCCGGCCCGCGACUUUUCGCCGCGCCUCUACAGCUACAUCAUCGGCUACGACAACGUCUUCAAGGCAGGCGACCACUUCUUCUGGAUCCCGCUGGUGGCCUGCUACGUGGGUGCCUUCAUCGGCGCCUACCUCUACUUCUUCUGCAUCGAGGUGCACCAUCCGGACGAGCUCGAGGAGACUCCCGCCGGCCUGGAGCUUCAGAUGACCCCGGCGGACGUCAAAGUCACUCGACCCGCUCCCUCGCAGGGCCACCACAAUGGUGGAUUCCGGGACGAUGCGGACUAUUCCAGGGGUGGGGGUUUCCCGCGCGACUCCAGGCACCAGAGGGGUGCUGGAUACCCCAGGGAUCCGGGAUACCCCAGGGAUCCAGAUUACCCCAGGAGCGAUGCGUACCGGGAUAACAGGUACAGCUAGGGAGAUCACAGCUCGAGGAACAUGCACCUGUGGUCCCACAGAGUGCCUGAGAGCGUCAUGUCGGUAUGCAUGUGCUGAACGUUGUAUGUAUUUCAUAAAAAUCAAAGCUUCACUUUGUCACCUUGCUAUAGCAGAACCUAAGGACCGAUAAUAAUGGCAUGCUAACUUAAUAUGUGAUCGCUUGAUCGGAAAUAUCGAUGACGUCAUUGUCUCUGUAAGCGCCUUUAACAUCACUGUGACGUCAUUGCUGCCCGUUGCAAUGAGUGGACGACAGUUAAUCCUUUUUAUUGGUUUUUAGUUCCACUAAACCGAAGUGCAUCGUCCCGUAACCAUCUGAGACAUCCUCCCCGAACUGACAGCGCUGGCUCCUCCGUCAUCCUCCAAAGUUUCUCGACUAAGAGUCAUCUCCACCUGCAUCAGCUCCAAUACUCUACCCCACUCUCACCCCUCUACCCACCGACGACAUUUGGUGGCUGCAGUGAUGGCCUCACCUGGGGGCGCAACUUGCUGAGUGGGCGCCCCGCAGCCUCCUCUCUGGCCUUGGGGCGAAGAUUAGCCGGCAGACGGACCAUUUGGCCGGGUGCCAAUCGGACGAGCUGGUGGUGGGUACUUGAAUGUCCGUGGCGCAGUGACUGUGGAAAAUGGGCGCAGGAAAUCGACUCUAGAGAUGCAUUGGUCGAGCCGCGGCGCUGUAUUUCGCAAGAGUAUCUUAUAAGUGUGUAGCUAACAUGACAACAAUAAAAAUGCAGUCAUAUCCGGA